AUGACGAUGGAUACUGCACCUCCUUCCGGGGCAAAUAUCGCGCACUUCCCCACGCUGGACGCUGCCAAACUGCUCCAGCGGGACGAAGGAGAGAUCCAGAACCUGCUGCAGGCGUGCAAGACCUAUGGCUUCUUCUCAUUGAAUCUGGCCACGACCGAGACGUCGUAUAUGAUCGACGCCUGGAACGAUGUUCUUGCGUUUAUGGAUGCGUACUUCGACCAGCCUAGCGAGGUGAAGCUCAAGGAUGAGCGCCAUAGUGAUAUCCACGGCUACGAGCCUUGCGGUACUUCCACUGGUGCUACUGACGAGCGUCUCGACCACUAUGAGAGUCUGAAGGUCUGCCUGCAGAUCUCCUUCACGGAAUGCAAGUGUCGCAGCGAGAACCUUGCCCCGGCCCUGAAGCAGAAUCUCCCACUCUUCGAGACCUUCAUCGGAGGCGCCCACCGUCUGGUGAUGACCCUCCUCGAAUGUCUCACCCAGGCCCUGGGCAACCAGAUCCCCGCGCCGCUGGAGUCCUUCCAUGACGAAUCCCAGCCGACGACCAGCACAAUGGCCAUGUUCCGCUACCCCCGUCAGACGGAGGAAGAGGCAGCCAAGGGCGUUGGACACAACAAACACACGGACAUCGGCACCUUCACCUUCCUCCUGUGCCGGCAAUGGGGUCUGCAGGUUCUCUCGCCCGUGGAGAACAAGUGGCUGUACGUGGCGCCCAAGAAGGACCACGCCAUUAUCAAUGUUGGCGAUUCUCUGCGCUUUUUGACCGGCAACCGCUUGUUAUCUGCUGUCCAUCGCGUGCUGCCUUUUACCCAUCGCCAGCUGGAGCAUAGGCAUUCUAUCGCCUUCUUUUUGCGGCCGGCUGAUAAUACCGUUUACCGGGAUUCGAAAAACCGGCUUGUCACUGCCCGUAGCUGGCAUGAUGAGAAGUUUGAUCACUUUCGGGCUUCUCACGAGAAGCAAUCUGCCGAGUGUAUUCUUACUGGGGGGAUGGAGAGGUCGGAUCGGAUUGUUGCUUUUCCCUCUGCUUAG
Molecule: messenger RNA, 1026 nt
Organism: Monascus purpureus
Lineage: Eukaryota; Fungi; Ascomycota; Eurotiomycetes; Eurotiales; Aspergillaceae
Source: the annotation of a GenBank genome assembly